Molecule: messenger RNA, 568 nt
Organism: Cucurbita pepo subsp. pepo (vegetable marrow)
Lineage: Eukaryota; Viridiplantae; Streptophyta; Magnoliopsida; Cucurbitales; Cucurbitaceae
Source: RefSeq, a predicted model, not a curated record
UGGCUCCAUUGGUGAAACUUAUUAUGAUGUACUGUCUUUGAGAGAAGAUGCUAGCCAUGACGAAAUUCGAGCUAGCUACCGGUCUGCCCUCCUUAAUUUCCACCCUGAUAAGUUACAAGCUAUGUGCCAGAAAUCUCAUCCAGACGACGUUGUGGGAGAACGAUACUUCAAAGUGCAGAAGGCUUGGGAAGUCCUCGGCAGCUCGAUGUCUCGUGCAGCUUAUGACAGAGAGCUCCAAGCUGCCAAAGGGGAUGCAAUGGGUGCAGAGAGCAUAGGCUUAGAGGAUAUGGCUGUGGAAGAUAAAGGUGAGAUUGUAGAACUCUUUUAUCAGUGUCGCUGUGGUGAUUACUUCUUUAUUGAUUCUGGGGAGUUGGAGGAAAUGGGAUAUCCAAUGUUGAGGAUUGGGAGUAAGGUUUCCUUAAGGACGUUCGAUGCGUUGCCUGCAUCUAUUGUUUUGCCGUGUGGUUCGUGUUCUUUGAAGGUUCGUUUGUUAAUCGAUUCGGAUUCGUGUGCUUCAAUUGAUUGUUGAGUUUGAAUGAUUGAAAUCAUAUUGCUUUGUUUUAAGCUC